UUUUUAUAAACUUUUCACCUUUUUUUUCUCAAAUCUCACACACUUCACGUUCACACACACUAACCCCACUUGAGUUAACCUUUGUUCUUGUUCUUGUUUAUGAUAAUUAGUUUGUCUUUUUUGUUACACAAAAAAGAUCAGAAGAACAUUAUCAAGAUUGAUUCUUUGUAGAUACCAUCAUGUCAGCCAUGAAUGUUGCUGAUCCUGAUGAACCCCCACAGAAACUUGAGGGAAAAGGAAUUGCAAUUGUAGUAUGUUGGAUUCUUGGAUUGGGAUCUUUGGUGGCAUGGAAUAGUAUGUUAACAAUAGGAGACUACUACUAUGUAUUAUUUCCGGACUAUCAUCCAGCCAGGGUACUUACCCUUGUCUACCAACCAUUUGCCUUAGGGACAAUGGCGUUACUCGCGUAUAACGAAUCGAAAGUCGAUACUAGAAAACGCAACAUUGCGGGAUUCGUAUUGUACUUUUUAUCCACUCUAGCCCUCAUUGUGGUAGAUAUAGCCUCAUCCGGGAAAGGUGGAGUCGUAAAUUACACCUGCAUAUGCAUUUGUGUGGCGGGUUUUGGUAUAGCUGAUGCUCAUGUUCAAGGUGGAAUGGUUGGAGAUUUAGCCUUUAUGAAGCCCGAAUUCAUCCAAUCUUUCUUUGCUGGUUUAGCAGCAUCCGGUGCUCUAACCUCGGGCUUAAGGCUUAUUACAAAAGCCGUUUUUGACAAGACUUCGAAUGGUCUACGAAAAGGGACUAUGUUAUUCCUUGCAAUCGCUACGUUCUUUGAGUUUCUAUGCAUUUUCCUCUACGCAUUCGUGUUUGCUAAAUUACCGAUUGUGAAGUAUUAUCGCGCUAAAGCAGCACGAGAAGGGUCAAAAACCGUUGGAUCUGAUCUUGCUGCAGCAGGCAUCCAAACGGAUCCAAACCAAAGAGCUGGCAUUGAUGGUAAGGAUCCCGAGCGAUUGAGCAACAAACAACUGUUGAUCAAGAACAUCGAUUAUGCAUUGGAUUUGUUCUUUAUAUUUGUCCUUACUCUCUCCAUUUUCCCGGGAUUCUUGUAUGAAAAUACAGGAAAGCAUAGUUUGGGCUCAUGGUACCCCCUCGUUCUAGUCGCAAUGUAUAAUGUUUGGGAUUUCAUAUCAAGAUACAUUCCUCUAAUCGAAUCUAUAAAGCUUAAAUCGCGAAAGUGGCUAAUGAUUGUUAUAUUAUCGCGUGUCUUGUUCGUCCCCGCCUUCUAUUUCACUGCAAAAUAUGGUGAUCAGGGUUGGAUGAUAGUGCUUAUAUCUUUGCUCGGAUUAACAAAUGGUUAUCUCACUGUAUGCGUCAUGACCCUCGCUCCUAAAGGUUGCACGGGUCCAGAGGCAAACGCUUUAGGGAAUAUUUUGGUAGUGUUCCUUUUAGGAGGAAUUUUCUUGGGUGUCUGUCUAGAUUGGCUAUGGUUGAUCGGUAAUGGAAGCUUUUGAAUAGCAAAUUCUUGGUGAAAAAAAGGUUGUCCCAUUUUAUUUAUGUGAAGUUUUCUUAAAACAAUCUAAUCCUAUUUUAAUUUAACAUCAUUGACCAUUACGGAACUA
Molecule: messenger RNA, 1556 nt
Organism: Helianthus annuus (common sunflower)
Lineage: Eukaryota; Viridiplantae; Streptophyta; Magnoliopsida; Asterales; Asteraceae
Product: equilibrative nucleotide transporter 3
Exons: 10
Coding region: 180-1448 (422 amino acids)
Biological process (GO): nucleoside transmembrane transport
Cellular component (GO): plasma membrane
Molecular function (GO): nucleoside transmembrane transporter activity
Source: RefSeq, a predicted model, not a curated record